This is a messenger RNA of Meloidogyne enterolobii, 471 nucleotides long. The record is from the annotation of a GenBank genome assembly. Lineage: Eukaryota; Metazoa; Nematoda; Chromadorea; Rhabditida; Meloidogynidae.
UUUCCAAUUCAACAUAUAAACAUGGCUUACGCAUAUAAAGAUGAUAAGAAGGCUGAAGAACCUCAACCUGUUGAGCGUAUCCGCAUUAUUCUGACCUCACAGAACGUCAAGGCGUUGGAGAAAGUUUGUGAAAAGCUGAUCCACGGUGCUCGUGAAGAACAUUUGGCUGUCAAAGGCCCUAUUCGUAUGCCGACUAAAGUGCUUCGCAUUACUACGCGUAAGACACCGUGUGGAGAAGGUUCCAAGACUUGGGAUCAUUUCCAGAUGCGUAUUCACAAACGUAUAAUAAAUCUUCAUAGUCCAAGUGAUGUUCUCAAGAAAAUUACUGGAAUUCCAAUUGAGCCUGGAGUUGAUGUUGAGGUGACUAUUGCUGAUUCUAAUGCUUGAGAGGGAAGAGGUUUGGAAGUUUUUUUUGAGGGAAAGAAGGGUUUUGAGGAAAAAAGUUAAAGAAAAAAUUGUUGGCGUGACCCA